GGGGUUUAAAAUUUGGUUUCAAUUGGGUACAGUGACAUUAUAUUUUAAAACAAGUUAUAUAUAUCUGGUAAUUCAUUUAUAAACAAACCUAGAAACCAAGCUAAAAAUAACAAUUGUUGUAAAUUAAUACUUUAUUAAAAACUAACUUGGCUAUGAAGCUUUUUUUAAACACAUUAACAAAAUUAGAACAUAUAUAAAUUAUUUUGUUGCCACAGAUUCAACGAUGGGAUCAUUUGUUCUCCGUAAUUUGUUUUUAUUCAAUUUUAUUUUAAUCUGCACGAAGGCAGAAUGGUUUUCUUCGCUUGGUCAGAUGGAAGAUUUGGUAUAUGACGAGUUAGACCUCAUUACUUCAUUGAAAGAAUAUAUUAAAGCUGAAGAAGCUAAACUGGAUAAUAUUAAGAAAAUAGCGGAAAGGUUUCAACAUAUAUCGGAAAAUGCGAGAAGUAACAUGGAUAAAUAUCUCGGACAUCCUGUCAAUCAAUAUCGACUCGUUAGAAGGUUGGCCACCGAGUGGGCAGAUAUGGAGGAUAUUGUUAACGAAAAUGUUGCCGAAGUGUUUCUUACCAACUUAACACAGAAACAAUCACAUUUUCCUGGUGAGGAAGAUGUUAAAGGAACAGCUGAAGCAAUCAUGAGGUUACAAGACACGUAUCGUCUCGAUACACAUGAUGUUGCACGUGGUAUAAUAAAAGGUUUGCAGUCGAACCAAUCCCUCACAGCAGACGAUUGUUUCCACAUCGGUCGAACUGCUUAUCUUGAAAGAGAUUUCUACCAUUGUAGGUUAUGGAUGAAUGAAGUUCUCAACCAUCAAGAAAAUGGAUUGACUUAUUCAAGAUUUGAUGUCUUGGACCAUUUGUCAUACUGUACAGCUCAAGGCGGUAACAUACAGAAGGCUUAUGAGAUAACAAAAGAAAUGCUCCAGAUUGAUCCAUCAUUGGAUAGAAUACGAGGCAACCAUGAACAUUACAGGCAACUCCUUGGUGAGCGUAAACGAGGAGACGAUGGAGAUGUUGAAGAAUUUCAACAAUCCAAGCAACAAGCUGAAUAUCCAUCAACACCUGAGAGAGUGGAUUAUGAGAGGUUGUGUAGAGGGGAGGGAAUUCAUAUUGUGAGUUAG
This is a messenger RNA of Ciona intestinalis (vase tunicate), 1117 nucleotides long. The record is from RefSeq and is a predicted model, not a curated record. Lineage: Eukaryota; Metazoa; Chordata; Ascidiacea; Phlebobranchia; Cionidae.